CGCAAAGCUUUAAGACCCGCUUCUCUCAGGUGAGAGACUUUCUCUGCAUCUGUCGUUGGGCAUCCCAAUUGAGCAACGGUCAUGUUGCCGCUCAAAUCUAUGACAUGGGUUCUGCUGCUCCUGCUGCUCUCUCCCGCCAUCAUAAACUUAUCGACCUCGCAAUCUGAUGCUCGUUGGGCAGCUAAGAAGAGACGCCUCCGAGAUAAAGUCCACAAAAUGUUUUACCAUGCAUAUGACAACUACAUGAUCCAUGCAUUUCCGCAUGAUGAGCUAAAGCCUCUCAGUAAAAGUUUCACGGACUCUCUUAGUGAGCUUGGAAAUCUGAAGCUUGAACGCCUACCUCAAGACUAUAGUGGAUCUGCUCUUACACUUAUAGAAUCAUUGUCCAGCCUUGUCAUUAUGGGUAACAACACUGAAUUUCAAAGCGCAGUCGUUUGGCUUUCUGAAAAUUUAACGUUCAAUGUCGAUGCGAGGGUAAAUCUUUUUGAGUGCAACAUAAGAGUGCUUGGAGGACUUGUUUCUGCUCACCUACUUGCGACUGAUUCCACGGACAGGUUGGGUAAAGGAGUUUACAAAAAUCAGCUGCUUACUUUGGCCGAGGAUUUGGGGAAACGCUUUCUACCUGCAUUUGACACACCCACUGGGUUGCCAUUUGCAUGGGUUAACUUAAAGUAUGGAGUGAUGGAGAAUGAGACUACUGAAACAAGCACUUCAGGGUGUGGUUCUCUAAUUCUGGAAAUGGGAGCAUUAUCCCGAUUGACUGGAGACCCCAAAUAUGAAUCUGCAGCUUUACGUGCUCUUCGUAAAUUAUGGAGCAUGCGGAGUUCGUUGAAUUUACUUGGUACAACACUGGAUGUAUCAACUGGGGAAUGGAUUGAGUAUUCAACUGGGAUUGGGGCUGGGGUUGAUUCAUUUUAUGAGUAUCUAUUUAAGGCCCACAUUCUUUUUGGAAAGGAGGAGUUCUGGAGAAUGUUUCAUUCUGCUUAUAUUGCUGUGCAGAAAUAUUUCAGACAUGGUCCAUGGUACCAUGAAGCUGAUAUGAGGACAGGAAAAGCAACUUAUUGGCAGCUGACAAGCCUUCAGGCAUUUUGGCCUGGCCUACAGGUUCUUGUUGGUGAUAUUGCAGCUGCAAAUUCAUCGCACCGUGAGUUCGUCUAUGUAUGGAAAAAGUAUGGAGUACUACCAGAGAGAUAUUUGUUGGACCAUCAAAUGUUGCAUCCCACAGAAAAAUAUUAUCCCCUGCGCCCUGAAUUGGCAGAAUCAACAUUCUACUUGUAUCAAGCAACCAAAGAUCCGUGGUACAUAGAAGUGGGAGAAUCAAUUGUAAAUUCUCUGAACUUAUACACAAAAGUGGAUGGAGGUUUUGCUAGCAUUAGAGAUGUCACAACUAUGCAGUUGGAAGAUCAUCAGCAUAGUUUCUUCCUUGCUGAAACGUGCAAGUAUCUAUUUCUUCUGUUCGAUGAUUCUUUUUUGGUUGAAAAAAAUUAUAUUUUCACAACUGAGGGUCACCCCCUUCCAGUGUUAAGCAGUUGGCAUGACAGACUUCCAGAGACCUACAUCCAGACUAACCGGACUCUUCUCAAGACGGGAAACCAAGCACGACGGACGAGUUCAAUGUCAAAGCAAGUCUGUCCUCCUACAACAUUGAAUUCAUGGGAAUGUAGCGGCCAACAAGUUGAGAGUGCUUGCCAUGUCCCUGAUGCUCGUAGUGACCACAGGUGUUUAACAGACGAUGAAUGUGGAGUUGACUCGAGUAAUUGUAGACGAAGAUCGUGUAGCAUGGCAGGCUACUGCGGGCUAUGGUUGUUCAUAUGAUUCCCUGGUAAAAAAAAUAAUUGUAAUUCUGUAACUGGAAAAAUGAUCAGAUUAUAGGAAUAGAGUGUGAAAGAAAGGUGAGAGGUUAGGAAAACAUGGUUUAGAAGUGAAUAGCAGAGUGUGCAGUUAAGUUUACCAUACAGAUUCUCAAGCAAUGUACCAAAUAUGAACAAUGCUCUGUCUACAGUUUUUGGGUGAUGAAGUGGUUCACUAAUUUGUUAUUUGA
This is a messenger RNA of Prunus mume (Japanese apricot), 2041 nucleotides long. Its product is annotated as Glycosyl hydrolase family 47 protein. Gene Ontology annotation, biological process: endoplasmic reticulum mannose trimming; carbohydrate metabolic process; mannose trimming involved in glycoprotein ERAD pathway. The record is from RefSeq and is a predicted model, not a curated record. Gene Ontology annotation, molecular function: calcium ion binding; mannosyl-oligosaccharide 1,2-alpha-mannosidase activity. NCBI's taxonomy places the organism in Eukaryota, Viridiplantae, Streptophyta, Magnoliopsida, Rosales, Rosaceae. Gene Ontology annotation, cellular component: membrane.